Molecule: messenger RNA, 2848 nt
Organism: Stegastes partitus (bicolor damselfish)
Lineage: Eukaryota; Metazoa; Chordata; Actinopteri; Pomacentridae
Gene: fam78ab
Product: family with sequence similarity 78 member Ab
Exons: 2
Coding region: 1309-2160 (283 amino acids)
Source: RefSeq, a predicted model, not a curated record
AAUAGACCAAUACGUAGCGGGGUGAACCUGCCGCUGCUGCGAUGGGACGAGCUCGGAGAAAUGACAGCUUGUGCAGGAAUUUAGGCUGAACUGCAUCCCGCCUCAGACAAGGACCGCAAAACUGUGGGCUCGGUCGAACUAUGUGACAGCUGACAUUUCUCCCGGCAGCGGCAUUCUAUGUUUUGUUUUGUUUUUAAUUUAUGUAUUUUUUUUUUUCCUCCUCAUUUUUUUUUUUUAAGAAUGGAUCCGGUGAAAUGGGCGCAAAAGUUGACCCGGCGGUGUCCUUUGGAUGUGCUCAAACUCGACUAGAUCUCAUCGCCGGUGGAAAUGCUACCUCUGUCAUCGGGACGGUGAAGUAAUUUGCAGCCACGAGAAGAAGAAGAAGAAGAGGAGGGGGAGAGAGAGAGAAAUAACGGGACCGGGUGUGAGGGAGAUAACGGAAUUACCUCUGUGACCGAAGAACUGUGCGAGCCGCCGAUUUACGCUGAAUUUCUCCCGGAGACGCUCCCCAGUGAAAUUGUUUUAUAGGUAGACUUCUUGUUUUUUUUUUUUUGUUGCAUGUUGUUUUUAUUUUUAUUUUGUCGCCUAUAAAUAGACCACAAUCCAUGCUGGCUAAUUGCUGCACGAACCUUUAAUCCGUAAAUGCAGGCUGUAAAAGCGUCCAACAUGACGCUGUCAAAUCGCUGAAUUACACUUUUUUUUUUUCUUUCCUGCGGAUUAAGUGGACAUUUGAGCAGCGCCACAGACUGACAGCGUCACCUCUGCUGCCACUGUCCGCAUCCACAACACAGUUUUUUCCCCCCAUUAUGAUCCUUGUCCAGGGAUUAGCUUUUGAUGACAUAAAGAAUUACAUUUUUUAAAAAAUCUGACGCCAAGAUGUAACAUUAGUAGUUUUUGUGUGUGAAUUAUUGAGCUCAUAAUUAACCUGAACCACUCCUCUCGUGGGCACACCUCCACAUGGAUGCAUGGCACACUUUUUUUUUGUGACAGAGCAAAUUUGAAAAUGUAAUUUUGGCAGCAUGAAAGCAUCAGAGUCAAGUUCGAGCACCUGAGCUGGUUUGGUGAAGUUGCUUUUACGCACCGGAAAGCAUGCGUCCUGCACAUAUGGAGAUGUUCUAGGCCCUGUCUUCUUCUUUUUUUUUAUUAGUUUUGGAGCAAAGAUGCAUGGCUUUUUCUUCUUCCUUUUUUUUUUGUAAAUGAGACAUUCUGCUGUAUAUAAAAAAAAAACGCUUUUUUUGUGGCUUAUUUUUUGUGGGGAGGGAAAACAUGAUGUGGAUCCAACUGUGGUGACAUUCUCUUGCUGUUUCCAUGCGUCUUUCUUCUCCUCCAGACCUCUGGACGUUGUUGUGGAUUGUGUUGCUAUUUAAUGCGAUGGGCUGCAUCCAGAGUAUCAGGUGUAAGCCCAAGAGUUUCCGAGACAGUAUCAUCGUCCUGGAGCUGAACACUUCCAUCGACUCCAACCCCACCAGCAUCGACGAAGCUUCCAGCGUGGUCCUGCGCUACCGGACGCCGCACUUCCGAGCCAAUGCCCGCGUCCUGGUGCCGCCAGUAGCCGCUAAAGAGACGUGGACCAUCGGGUGGAUUCAAGCGUGUAACCACAUGGAGUUCUACAAUACGUAUGGGGACAAAGGGAUGUCAAGCUGGGAGCUCCCCGACCUGCGCGACGGCAAGAUCCAAGCCAUCAGCGACUCAGACGGUGUCAACUACCCCUGGUACGGCAACACCACAGAGACCUGCACCGUCGUGGGCCCCACCAAGAAGGACAGCAAAUUCACUGUUAGCAUGAAUGACAAUUUCUACCCCAGCGUGACAUGGGGAGUGCCGGUCAGCGACAGCAACGUGCCUCAGCUUAGCAGCAUCCACCGCGACCAGAGCUUUACCACCUGGCUGGUGGCCAUCAAUCAGGCCACCUCAGAGACACUCGUCCUGCAGACAAUCCGCUGGAGGAUGCGGCUUCGCAUCCAAGUGGACCCGGAGAAGCCGCUGGGUCACAGGGCCGUUCUGAACGAGCCCGUGGCCCAGGAGCAGCCCCAGAUCCUGGGCAAGAACGAGCCCAUCCCCACUAACGCCAUGGUCAAGCCCAACGCCAACGACGCCCAGGUGCUGAUGUGGCGGCCAAAGAGCGGUGACCCCGUGGUGGUCAUCCCACCCAAAUACUGACCUGUUUCACUGACCAGACUGGCCUUGGAUACCUUAACAGUAUCAUCCCUUAUUUGUUUCUCUCUCUUUUACUCCUGCUCUUCACCAGCCGUCACUGCUUUAACCCUUCUUUGAUAUUUAUUUACAACCUUUUUUUUUUUUUUUUUGCCUCUAUAUUCUUCUCUCACGCUUUAAAAAGACUGAUAGAAGAAAACAGAAACCAGCGCUGAGGAAAAAGACCAGCUGUUGCUUCGAGGCGGGGGCUUGAACAUACUUUUCAAACUGGAGCGAACAAACUGCAACCAUUCUACCUUCAGACUGGGUCGGGUCUCACUGUGCUAAAUUGCAAAAAUGAAAAAGAGUGUUUUUGGAUUUUUAUUUUUUACAUUUUUGCCGUUUGAGCCACACGCGGGUGGAUUUAAGUAUUUACAUGACCAUGUCUGCUACAUACAUGGAUAUGCACAAACUUUGCGUACGAAUACCAGUUGUGUUUUUAAUUUAUGGGCUGGAAGAGAGUGCAUUUAACUGUGUUUUGAUGUUUUUGUUGUGUCAUUUACAUGGCAAAUUGCAUUGGGUGACAUAGUAGGUUUUAGUACUUUUUUUAAAAAACAAACAAACAUGCAAGACAUUCAAUCCAUGCUGCCUUAAGUUUACAUUGCUUUCCACUGCAAACUUUUUAGCCUUAAACAAAGUGCAAUGCAGUAUUUGA